Messenger RNA from Melanotaenia boesemani (Boeseman's rainbowfish), 4365 nucleotides. RefSeq names its product zinc finger and SCAN domain-containing protein 2-like. Gene Ontology annotation, biological process: regulation of transcription by RNA polymerase II. The record is from RefSeq and is a predicted model, not a curated record. The transcript is spliced from 4 exons. Bases 328 to 3372 code for a protein of 1014 amino acids. Lineage: Eukaryota; Metazoa; Chordata; Actinopteri; Atheriniformes; Melanotaeniidae. Gene Ontology annotation, molecular function: RNA polymerase II transcription regulatory region sequence-specific DNA binding; DNA-binding transcription factor activity, RNA polymerase II-specific. Gene Ontology annotation, cellular component: nucleus.
UUUUCUUUUGUUAAUGUCAGCAGCUGAUUAAAUAAUCCUCCACGCUGUCGGUUUCUGUUCAGAAUUUGUUGUCUGGAUCAAUACGUGAUUUGUUCCGCAGGAAGUUGUUGGUUAGAAACCAGAAACUCAGCAGGAAUGUGAAGUUUUCGUUCAUUUCUGUUUCCUUUAGCAACAGAAAUGUAAAAUGUUUGGCAAAGCGGAACUAAUGGCGAGCAGACGUCUCCGGCCGGAACGUGACUGCGUGACAUCCGGCGGAAGUAGCCUGUUUAGCAGCGUUAGCUUCGGCUGUGUCGGCGCAUCUCAGCUGAAUAUUUGAUAACAAGAAAAAUGUUUUCAGAUCUGCGCCUGAGAAAGUUUAGAAGUGAUGGUCAUGUUUCAAAACUGGGAUUUACUGGGAUAAAAAACAGGAAACGUAUCCAAGUCCAGCGCGAGCAGGAGCGCGAGCAUCACGGCAGACCUCCGGACCUCAGCUGGAAACACACCGCAGACCUCCAGCAGCAAGAUGUCUAUAAGGAGGGGGAAGACCAGGAGGAACCAGAACCCCUGAACCAGGAGGAACCAGAACCCCUUGACCAGGAAGAACCAGAACCCCUGAACCAGGAGGAACCAGAACCCCUUGACCAGGAAGAACCAGAACCCCUGAACCAGGAGGAACCAGAACCCCUUGACCAGGAAGAACCAGAACCCCUGAACCAGGAGGAACCAGAACCCCUGGACCAGGAAAAACCAGAACCCCUGCAGAUGAAAGAGGAGCAGAUGGACCUCUUCAUCUGUCCAGAAUCAGGAGGUCCCCUCGAACUGAAACAGGAGGAUGAGACUUCUGUGGCAACUUUUAAUCAAAAGGAAAGUGGUCCCAGUGAACCAGAACCAGAACGAGACCCGGUUCUCUCUCCAGAUUCAGCUGCAGUUGAAAGCCAGGAUCAGGAAGGAGGGAAGCUUGUGGACUCAGGACCAGCCAACGGCGCUGUGGAGGGCGGCCGCAUGUCAGAGAGUCGGCGCAGCGCUGGCAGCGGGGAAAAGUCUAGAAGGUGUGAUGUUUGUGAAAAGACCUUCAGGUAUGAGUCGCAGCUGAAGAGCCACUACCGAAUCCACACAGGUGAGAAGCCGUACGCCUGCAUGGCGUGCGGGAGAAGCUUUACCCACAGCAGCUACCUGUCUGUGCACACGAGGACGCACACGGACGAGAGGCGCUUUUCCUGCCAAACCUGCGGGAAAAGCUUUAGACGCAACUAUUCUCUGCUCUGCCACACGAGGACGCACACGGGCGAGAAGCCGUACUCCUGCACGACAUGUGGGAGGGGCUUCUGCUACAGCAGCCACCUGACCGUCCACAUGAGAACCCACAGCGGGGAGAGGCCGUAUCCGUGUGAAAUAUGCGGCCAGGGCUUCAUCGACUGCGGCCAUUUGAUCGCCCACAUGAGAACUCACACCGACGAAAGGCAGUAUUUCUGUGAAACAUGUGGUAAGAGCUUCAGACGACAUUAUUCUCUGGUGUGCCACACGAGGACCCACACCGGUGAGACGCCGUAUUCAUGUGAAACGUGUGGGAGGAGCUUCAGGUACAGUAGUCAGCUGGUCGUCCACCGGAGGACGCACACAGGUGAGAAGCAGCGUCUGUGCAGCAUGUGUGGAAAAACCUUCCAGGACCAGGCGGCAUUGGGCCGCGACGGGAACCUGCGUGAGCUUUGUGGGACGUGUUUCAGUGAAAGUGGAUGUCUGAAACUGCACCCAGGCUUCCAGCAGUAUUCCUGUGAGGUGUGUGGGAAAGAGUGCCUCCAGAGGGGGGAUUUGGUCCGGCACAUGAGGACUCACACCGGUGAGACGCCGUUUUCAUGUCCAGCAUGCGGGAAGUGUUUCGGCCAGCGCGGACAUUUACUGGUCCACACGAGGACGCAUUCCGGUCCAACCUCCGCGGGGAAGAAAUUCACAGAGUUUGAAAAAAACAUCGUCCAGUACGAAGAAGAGAUCGAUCGUCAGCGCAGACUGCUGGAUAUCACCUGGAAACCACAGGGAAGCUCCCACACAGCAGAACUUCCACAACCACAGGGCUACAAGGAGGAGGAUCUUCGUUUGGACCACCAGUCAUGUGACCAAGAGGAACCAGGACUUCCACAGGUCAAAGAGGAACAGGAGGAAUUUCCCAUCAGUCAGAAGCUGGAGCAGACGGUGCUGCAGCAGGAGAAGGAUGUAUUUGCGGUGACUGUUACUGCAGAGGAAACGGACCACGGCGAACCAGACGAUGAGCAGCAGGAUGGAAACAGUCGCGGAAAUCCUGAGCAUAACCCAGCACAAAAUGCAGACGUCUGUCCUGAUUAUCAUACCUACAGUCGGGAAAAGCCGAUCAAAUUUGACGCUUUUGCAAAAUCCUUCAGUGAUGCAGUGAUGAUGAGGAGUUCGAACGACGCAGGUUUCAAGCCCCACGCUUGCAGAACGUGUGGGAAGAAGUUUUAUUUGAUGUCAUUAAUGAAAUGUCACGAAAGAACUCACACAGGGGAAAAGCCUUAUUCCUGCAAAACCUGUGGGAGGAGUUUUAAUCGUAGAAGUAAUUUUUUGUGCCACAUGAGGAUCCAUACGGGUGUAAAGCCGCAUGCUUGCAAAACAUGUGGGAGAAGAUUUUAUGUUAUUUCCCAGAAAAAGUAUCAUGAACGAGUCCACACGGGGGAAAAGCCGUAUUCCUGCAAAACAUGCGGGAAGCGUUUCACUCACAGGCAUGGUCUGAACGUCCACACGAGAACGCACACAGGUGAGAAACCAUACACCUGUACGACAUGCGGGAAAAGCUUUGCUCACUUAUCAGUACUGAAGAGGCACACGACGGUUCAUUCUGGCGAGAAGGCGUACUCCUGUGAUACCUGUGGGAAAGGAUUCCCUGACUUAACGGCACUGAAGCGACAUUCAACCAUUCACACAGGUGAGAAACAGUAUGUGUGCAAAACCUGUGGGAAGAGUUUCAAGCAAAGUGGCCAUUUGUUGUGUCACAUGAGAAUUCACACCGGUGAGAAGCCAUAUAUUUGUAGAACAUGCGGAAAAGGCUUCACCGGCCUGUCGGCACUGAAAAAGCACUCACCAGUCCACACAGGCGAGAAGGCCUUCUCCUGCCAGACCUGUGGGAAGAAGUUUUCCUACUUAUCAGCAGUAAAGAGGCAUUUAACUAUCCACACGGGCGAGAAGCCUUACUCAUGCCAGACUUGUGGGAAACAUUUCAGGCAAAGCUGGGAUUUGUCGUGCCACAUGAGGAUUCACACGGGGGAGAAGCCGUACUCCUGUCAGACAUGUGGCAAAAAAUAUAGCAACUCAUCAUGUUUGAGAAAGCACAUGGCGAGCCACAAAGGCCAGGUGGGGGGUUCAUGUGAGACAACAGCGGGAAAUUAGUCGCAUCACGUGAAGAAGUCGUGAAAAAGAAAAUGAUCUUAGAGAAGCAGCUGCUGCCCUUCAGUCGGGGACGGGGAUCAGGUCAUUUCCAGAUUUAUCUUGGGCAGAAUUAAGAAGAUUUUAAAGUCUUAAUUCGCUGAAUUUCAGUGUCAUAAAUAGAAUUAAUGGUGGCUUUGUUAAAUCUGAAUAUUUUGCUUUACCUUGAAUUCUGUUGGCUUGUUUUUGUGAUUAAAUGUUGAUUUAGUUGUUUAUAAGUGUUCCCUCAGAUCUCCACCCCAUCGGUGAUAUAAGGACAAAUAGGCGAGCAGCAGAGCAGCAGAAAGUUUUUAGAUGUUUUAGUUGUAAUGUAUGUAGUACAGUACAGAAUGUAGUUUGUCUUAAUCUUGACAUGGAUUCAGGGAGAAAUCAAUCAUUUCAAACCAUUUUUGGGAUUUUUCCAGUUCUUUCUCCACAGCUCUUAAGAGUUGUUCCAGAUUUUCUCCUCCACCGAACACAGUUGUGUCGUCAGCAGAUAGUAUGUAUUUUACACAUUUGAGUACGUAACGCAUGGAUUCGUGUAGAAAACGAAUGGACCGAGUACAGAACCUUGAGGGACGCCUCACGUGACCCCUGAGAGUGGUGAGUCAGUAAUAUUUCUAUGAACGUAGUGAUUCUGGUUCUUGAAAACUUGCUGACCAGUUGGGACCAGUCCCUCUCAUACUUGAUAUUUUCCUGGUUUUCUUUGCACAUCGGUAGCUGCAUGGUUUUUCUUUUAUUAUCGGAUUUUUUCCACCAAGCUGAGCACAGUUAAUGUGUUUUCCCUAAAACUGUGCAGCUGUCACAUAUAUUAUUUCACUAUUUUUACAAACUGGAACAAUAAUGGAAGCAAAGAUUGAAUAUUUGAAUAUGUUUGUUAUCCUUUAUGCGCAUGUUAAAGCCGUGUACAUCUAAAGUUUUCUCUUUUUUACUUCAUGUACUGUAUUGUUUGUCUUGAAUAAACGUGGUUUGACUGUU